Messenger RNA from Ailuropoda melanoleuca (giant panda), 2895 nucleotides. RefSeq names its product PH domain containing endocytic trafficking adaptor 2 (gene PHETA2). Gene Ontology annotation, biological process: retrograde transport, endosome to Golgi; endosome organization; receptor recycling. The record is from RefSeq and is a predicted model, not a curated record. The transcript has 3 exons. Bases 509 to 1291 code for a protein of 260 amino acids. NCBI's taxonomy places the organism in Eukaryota, Metazoa, Chordata, Mammalia, Carnivora, Ursidae. Gene Ontology annotation, cellular component: early endosome; trans-Golgi network; recycling endosome.
CGCCUCCCGCGAUCGGCCACGGGCAUGGCCCCGCCCCCGUGGGGCCCCCCUGUUUCUCUCCGUAGGCCUUGUCAUGACCGGUCCUUACGUUACUUCUUAAUUUUCUCAUUCAUUUAUCUUUGUCUGUUUACAAUGUGUCUCCCCGCUGGAAUGUAGGCUCCAGGGGGAACGGAUUGCUUUGUCCAUUGUUGUAUUCUUGGUCAUUUCAGUACUUUCUGAGGUCCUCUUCCUGAUGGACUGGAUACCGGAGGUUACACCGGCAGCCACGGCGAUUCCCGCCCGAGACAUUCUGGGGCUCGGGAUAGUGCUGCAAACACAAAGGAGAUCAUUGUGGGGGGAAGGAAAGGAAAACAGAAGUGAGGGGCUGCUGGUUGGGUCACCUUGUGAUCAGGAGCACUUUAGACACGGCCUCACAGAUGAGGUGCCCUAGGAACCACAUAGUCAAAGGGCUAAGCCCUGUGGUUGGACAAGAGGCCCCCGCCCUCUUGCUGUGAGCUCUGCUGUUCUUAUGGGAGCCAUGAAGCUGAAUGAGAGGAGUGUGGCGCACUACGCACUGAGCGACUCCCCGGCUGACCAUACAGGCUUUCUGCGCACUUGGGGUGGGCCAGGGACUCCACCGACCCCAAGUGGCACUGGCCGAAGGUGCUGGUUUGUCCUCAAAGGCAACCUGCUGUUCUCCUUUGAGAGUCGUGAGAGCCGGGCCCCGCUGAGCCUGGUGGUGCUGGAGGGCUGCACGGUGGAGCUGGCCGAGGCUCCCAUGUCUGAGGAGUUCGCCUUUGCCAUCCGCUUCGACGCCCCUGGCGUGCGCCCACACCUGCUUGCGGCGGAUGGGCCCGCGGCGCAGGAGGCCUGGGUGAAGGCACUGUCCAGGGCAAGCUUUGGCUACAUGCGCCUGGUGGUGCGCGAGCUGGAGAGCCAAUUGCGCAAUGCCCGCCACAGCCUGGCCUUGCAUCGCCACUCAUCCUGGAAGGCCACUGGCAGCCACUGGAAGCCCCAGGCUCCUGACCGCCGGUCUUCGGGCCUGGAAAACGGUCACUCCCUCUUCAAGGAUUGCAGCCCCAUGGACUUGGUUGAAGAAAGGGGCAGCAGGCCCGCACGACGGGGCUUGGCCGAGUGGCAGGGCCCUGCCAGCCUCUUUGUAGGCAGGAGGCAGAGCCCCUCGUUCCCUGAGACCUCCUACUUCUCUACCCUGCACAACUUGUAUGGCCAGGAGAUCAUGGAGCUGAGGCAGCGGUGGCUGCAGAGGGUCUGGGGGAGCCAGACAGAACGUAAGAAUCAGGAUGGGCCCUGAGCCUCAGCCCUUUGGGUUCUGCCCUUAUCCUGCCGGUCAGGACUGCAGGGCCAGUUCUUUUUCAGCAAUUUAAUGUUUAUUCGGUUUAAAGUUGCUUUUUUUGAGAGGGUUCUUUCCUUCCUGCUUUUUAGACAUUCUCCAGGUUCCAGAUCCACCCUUGUUCCUGGAGGGGACUGAGGGAUCAUUCUUUCCGGCCCCUUUAUUUCCUGAGGCCCAGAGAAGUGGGGAUCGCUUAGCAGCCACAGAGCCAGACCCAAGUCCCCUGCCUCUGUGCUGACUGCCCCUCUCUCAGGGGGUACUAAUGAAAUGGAGGAAGUAGGGAAUAUUAUGUGGCCAUAGACUGCCGUGCCUUUUUAUGUACUCACCAGACUCUACAACCACAACUUCCUACACAGGGAGUCUUGCAUACAUUGAAAUACCAGAAGUUGGCUGAAGUGUUGGCUCAAAGGACUGACAUCGUCAGAGAAAGUAGAUUUAUUGUCAUGGGGGUUUCUGGGGCCCAGGUCUUUCUGCGUGGUGGGGCAUAGGACCCCCACUCUGCAGUUUGAGUGGGGCCCUUUGGAGGGAGAGGGCCUUCAGCCAGCAAAGGGGGAUUGAUUCUGCUCAGAAAGUGUUGGGGCCCCCAGAUUCUCCUUGGCUGCUCUGUCUAUAGAUGGUGCUGGUCACUGCCCCAGGAGGGGCUGGUGGCUUUUACAUGUCAGCAGAAAUCCUUCCUGUAUUCUGUCCUUAGCAGCUAGCUCCUGGAGCUGCCACGUGGGAAGCUGAAGGAGUGGGGAGGCAAUGGGGCUCCCUGGGGAGGCCAGGUGUUAUUUUGGUUCUCAGUCUGGGUCAUUCCAGGAGCUUGGACACAGGAUUCCCACCACCCUGUGAUUAACUCUUCUCUCCUAACGGUACUCCCAAAGAGCCAUUCCUGAUCCUGAACCUGGCCUGGGGACUCAUUCACCGUCCUGCUUGUCAGCCAGUGCACAUCUGCCAAGACCCUCUCAUUGCUACUCUCAGCAGCGUGGUACUGAGUGUUUUCUUUAUUGAUUGUUUAGGGAGGCAGUGACCAGGUGGAGAGAGCCAGCAGCCAGACUAGCCUGAGCCCUAGGGGUGUGGAGCAGUGGCUGGAUGGAAGAUGCAGAGCCUGGUCAAGACAUCCCCCCUCUGCCUGCACACAACCUGCCCCUUCUUAGCCUCUCCAGCGCUUACUAGGGCCUUGGGUACACUGUCCGACUAGGUCUAGAGUCUUGGACUCAGCCUCGUGAGUCCAGGACGCCGAGAGGCCACCAGGGUCUGGAACCCGUUCCUGCGGGCUUGCUUUCCAGGAAGAGGGGCUCAGCCCCCACGCAGAAGCCCCACAGCCCACUGCGCCUUGUUUUAUACACAGAUACUGCAGGCUUUUGUUAUUAUUUUUACGGUUACAGCGUUUUUUUUAUACGAUUAAAACACUAAGUUUUUAUUACUCACUUUGGUUCCUCAAGUUUAUUUCAACAAUCACUUGACCAAUUUGUGCGAACCCCCCCUCUACCUCCUUCGCCUGUAUAUAACGCAUACCUUGGCAAGAAACCAAAUUACAAAAUCAUCCAGGUAGUACAACUAAUAGAUUUGAAUUAUAUAUUUUG